Molecule: messenger RNA, 2055 nt
Organism: Rasamsonia emersonii CBS 393.64
Lineage: Eukaryota; Fungi; Ascomycota; Eurotiomycetes; Eurotiales; Trichocomaceae
Product: Noc1p protein
Exons: 1
Coding region: 1-2055 (684 amino acids)
Source: RefSeq, a predicted model, not a curated record
AUGGCCCCCAUCGAUGAUAUCCGGGUCGGAGACCUGGUGAACGUCCCCGGGGGCAUGUAUGGGACUGUCCGAUAUCUGGGACCCGUCGAUGGCAAGCCCGGUCGCUUUGCUGGUAUCGAACUGGCUCCGGAGCAUGCUAGCAGAGGCAAGAAUAAUGGUGAUGUCGACGGACGAAGCUACUUCACCACCUCCAUCCCCGGUGCUGGCAUCUUUGUCCCCAUGAACAACAACAAGUAUGUGACGAAGCGGACAGUCGUCACUCCUCCUACCCCGUCUCGCCCUUCCGUGACAAACUUCAGCAAGUCCGUUGGCCCGUCAGUUGCCCCUCCUUCAGUCCCCAAGCCACGCAUUCGGCGGCCAUCGUUGCCCCGACCAGAAUCGCCCCGUUCGGCGCCAGCGUCCAAACCGAACUUCACUGGAUUACGAACACCCUCGUCGGCCAUCAAAGCACCUUCAACCGCACCAAGCGCCACUGGGGCCCCUCGAACCCCCUUCAAGACGCCGUCUCGACUGUCCGACCGGCCCCCGUCGAGGGUGAGCGUGGAGUCUGAAACUCCGGUCUCAGGGAGGGCUCAUGACCAGCAAGCGUUUGGUGGUGCGGAGGUUCAAGAACUACGAGAGAAGGUCCGAAUGCUGGAACAGGAGCUUCGGGACCGAGAUAAACAGCUGGAGGAGCAAGCCGUUACCCUUAACGAGUUACAGCAAAGUAUUACGGAACUGGAGGGAACGGAUGCCGUCGCUAUGCGGGCUCAAUUACGGGAGAAGAAUGAGAAGAUCGCGCAGCUGACAGCGGAGUUUGACGCCCACCGCGCCGACUUCCGCAGCACGCUGGAUACCCUGGAGGUGGCCGCAUCCGAGACGGAACGCGUUUACGAACAGAGAUUGGAUGAACUCAUGCAACAGAACAGGGAGCUUCAGGAUCGCGGAGAGGACGUGGAGACGGUCGCUAGGCAGCUGAAGCAACUUGAAGAACUAGUCUCGGAGCUGGAAGAGGGUCUCGAGGAUGCACGACGCGGCGAGGCGGAAGCAAGGGGCGAGGUGGAAUUCUUGCGAGGAGAGGUAGAACGAGCCCGGCUGGAGCUGAAGCAGGAGCGUGAAAAGAAUGCAGCAGCUCUGAAGGAAGCGGAGACUCGCCGGAAUACCAAAGAGCUGGAUCAGAAAGAUGACGAGAUCAGGGGUCUCAAGGCCAUUAUCCACUCUCUCAGUCGCGGUGACGUGAAUCCGGCUUUAAUGCGCCAGAAUGGGAUAUCUCCGCCAGCUGGCAAACCGGAGCCGGAUCCCAAGGAUGCAGAACGGCUCACACAGCUGGAACAGCGUAUUCAGGAACUCGAAGGGCUGGUCGACAGCAAAAACCAGCGCAUCGAGGAGUUGCAACGGGAAUUGGAGAGUCAGAAGCGGAGUUCGUUAAACGGUGCUGGACGAGUUCGCAGUGGUACUGUCACCGUCGCUCCGUUGAGGCAGUUCAAGGCUUCAAGAGACAGAAAUAGUGGGUCGAACCACACUGUCAGCCACGCCCACACUCCCUCUGACCGCACCGUGGUUCCCGGUGAUUGGCAAGACGCGCCUACUGGCGCUGAGCAACAUCAACCACUGUCAUCAUAUCAGGAGUCUCUUCCUCAUCGCCCUGCCAAUAACGGUCCGGAUUCCGAUAACCGCUCGGAUGCCAGUACUGCCCUGUGGUGUGAGAUCUGCGAGACCAACGGCCACGAUAUUCUGACCUGCACCACAUUCGGAAGCAACGGGCACGGCAACACCAAUGCCACGAGCACCGCAGGUCGUGAUAACGUCGAGACCCCAGCCCCUGGCGCAUCUAGACCGUCCGACCCUCCACAGGAACGUAACUCCAAUGGAGUGAAACAAUUCGGAGGAGGAAGCCCCACUUCGCAGAGAACAGGCCGAGACGCCGUUCUCGAAGGCUUGAAGGGAAUCGGCGGCCUGACCUCGUCCAUGUCUCCUGUUGCGGGGAAAUCCUCGGGAAUCAUCGAUGAGAGCAAGUGGUGUGCGCUUUGUGAGCGUGAUGGUCAUGAAAGCAUCGACUGUCCCUUUGAAGAAUGA